Molecule: messenger RNA, 1782 nt
Organism: Cryphonectria parasitica EP155
Lineage: Eukaryota; Fungi; Ascomycota; Sordariomycetes; Diaporthales; Cryphonectriaceae
Product: CNDP dipeptidase
Exons: 1
Coding region: 193-1629 (478 amino acids)
Biological process (GO): proteolysis
Molecular function (GO): metallodipeptidase activity
Source: RefSeq, a predicted model, not a curated record
CUCGUUCUCCGACUACCACCCAUCACGCGAGUGAUCACCAGUACCCUUCCGCCUCGUCGACUUGCCUCCUCUCUCUCUCACAGCAGAAAGAAGAAGCAGACAAGCUUAAAUACUUUCUCUCUGCCCUGUGCUCCCAAGCAGCAGUCUCGAAGCUAUCUCACCGAAGCUAUUCGUGCCCACCAAGCUCGCAAGAUGGCCGGUGCUCCUCAGCUCGACGGCUUCUUCAGCCAGGUCGACACCCUCGCUCCCAAGUUCAUCGAACGCCUUGCUGCUGCUGUGGCCAUCCCCUCCGUCUCUGCCGAGGAUGCCCGCCGUCCCGAUGUCGUGCGUAUGGCCCACUUCCUCGAGACCGAGCUCAAAGGCCUGGGUGCCGAGGUCGAGCUGCGCCCUCUGGGCAAGCAGCACGGGAAGGACAACCUCGACCUCCCGCCCGUCGUGGUAGCCCGCUAUGGCAACGACAAGAACAAGCGUACCAUCCUCGUCUACGGCCACUACGAUGUCCAGCCCGCCGAGAAGUCCGAUGGUUGGGCCACCGAGCCCUUCACACUGACGGUUGCCGAGGACGGGAAGAUGCUCGGCCGCGGCUCGACUGAUGACAAGGGACCGGUUCUGGGCUGGCUGAACGCCAUCGAGGCCCACCAGAAGGCCGGAGUCGACUUCCCCGUCAACCUGCUCAUGUGCUUUGAGGGCAUGGAGGAGUACGGUUCCGAUGGGCUGGACGACUUCAUCAUGGCGGAGAAGGACAAGUACUUCAAGGAUGCUGAUGCCGUCUGCAUCAGCGACAACUACUGGCUCGGCACCGAGAAGCCCUGCCUGACCUACGGUCUGCGUGGGUGCAACUACUACAACAUCGAGGUGUCGGGCCCUGGGGCCGACCUGCACAGCGGUGUGUUCGGUGGCACGGCGCAGGAGCCCAUGACCGACCUGAUACGGGUGAUGGGCACCCUCGUCGACACCGACGGCAAGAUCCAGAUCCCCGGCAUCAUGGAGCAGGUUGCCCCAGUCAGCCCCGAGGAGGAGACCCUGUACGAUAGCAUCAGCUUCACCAUGGAGACCCUGCACGAGUCGCUCGGCAGCAAGACGACCAUCUUCGAGGACAAGAAGCCCACCCUGAUGGCCCGCUGGCGAUACCCCUCCCUGUCCCUCCACGGGAUCGAGGGCGCCUUCUCCUCCCCCGGCGCCAAGACCGUCAUCCCCGCCCACGUCACCGGCAAGUUCAGCAUCCGCACCGUGCCGGACAUGGACAUCGACAAGACCAACGAGUGCGUCGCCAAGUACGUGCAGGAGCAGUUUGCCAAGCUCGGCUCCAAGAACACCCUCAAGGUCUACCCCCAGCACGUCGGCAAGUGGUGGGUCGCCUCGCCCAAGCACUGGAACUUCAGCGCCGCCGCCAAGGCCGUCGAGAGGGUCUGGGGCGUCGCGCCUGACUUCACGCGUGAGGGCGGCAGUAUCCCCGUGACCCUCACUUUCGAGCAGGCCACGGGCAAGAACGUGCUUCUGCUGCCCAUGGGCUCGUCGACGGACGGUGCGCACUCUAUCAACGAGAAGCUGGACAAGAGGAAUUAUGUCGAGGGCAUCAAGCUCCUGGGUGCCUACCUGCACUAUGUGGCUGUUGAGCCUGCGCAGUAGUGUAUGCAUAUCAUGUAGUCCUAGCGAUAUUAACAUGGAUUGCAAAAAUGAAGAUACCAAGCAAUGUUCCCAUGUCCCGCAUUCUGGACAGCGUCCAGAGGCCCCUCGUUUUCUAUUAUACUUUAUGACGCCAAAUCAGAUCCACUUGUAUCC